Molecule: messenger RNA, 2221 nt
Organism: Contarinia nasturtii (swede midge)
Lineage: Eukaryota; Metazoa; Arthropoda; Insecta; Diptera; Cecidomyiidae
Gene: SamDC
Product: S-adenosylmethionine decarboxylase proenzyme
Exons: 7
Coding region: 397-1476 (359 amino acids)
Biological process (GO): spermine biosynthetic process; spermidine biosynthetic process
Cellular component (GO): cytosol
Molecular function (GO): adenosylmethionine decarboxylase activity
Source: RefSeq, a predicted model, not a curated record
UAAUGUGUACGUAUGUGUAUGAGAUCUAAAUAGUCUAGAUAUUGUUACAAAGUUAUGUGUAUUGUAUCAGUCAAUUUUGAAACGUCAAAGUAGCAACAGUUUCAAAAAAAUAUUGUUCUGCUCUUUGGUUUCCUCUCUCGCGGUAAACACUUAGUAAGACAGUUCUUCGUAAACAUAAAUUUAGCUAAAAAUUUGUUGAUUUUGAAGAUUUGUAACCUUUGCGUUAUUAAUAGUAUAAAAGUGAAUCAAACAGCAUUGUUUUCGAGAAAAAUACAUUUUUCGUUGGUUUUGUUCAAUAAUUUUAAAUUAAUCAACAAAAAAGAAUAGAAAGAUUCGUCAGUCGAUACAGAUGAUAUAGUGGAGAAUAAUAUAAAAAAAUAACAUUAAGCAAUAAUCAUGGCUGAGAAUGAAACUAUUAGUAAUCCCCAGUUUUUUGAAGGCGUAGAAAAACUUCUUGAGAUUUGGUUUACACCAAAUCCAUCGAACAAAAAUGCCGAUCUAAGGAAAAUUCCGAGAUCCAUGUGGGAUGCUCUAUUGAAAUCAGUUAGAUGUGAAAUAAUAAGUUUCAAACGAAAUGACCAAAUCGAUGCGUACGUUUUGAGCGAAAGCAGCAUGUUUGUUUCGAGGCGUCGUUGGAUUUUAAAAACUUGCGGCUCAACAACACCAUUGGAAUGCAUUGAACCGCUCUUGCAAAUGGCUGAGACACUUGCCGGCUACAUCAAUGUUGAUUAUUUAUUUUAUUCGCGAAAAAAUUUCAAGCGUCCCGAUUUGCAAGUAACUCCUCAUCGUAGUUUUGAAGAAGAAGUUGCCCUCUUGGAUUCAUUUUUUGACAACGGACAUGCAUACUGUUUGGGUUCGCUUAACCGUGAUUGCUGGUAUUUAUACACGUACAACCGCGAGGGAGGAAUCGCGGCACAGCAACAAUAUGAUAACAAUAUUGGGAACGUGCUAUCAAUUGAACCUGAUCAAACUAUUGAAAUUCUAAUGACCGAUCUUGAUCCAGAUGUUAUGGCAUUAUUUACAAAGGAAGAGUGCAAAAAUGCUUCUGAAGCCACACAAAGAUCUGGUAUUGAGAAACUAAUUCCGGAUAUGAUAAUUGACGAUUAUCAAUUUGAGCCGUGUGGUUAUUCCAUGAACGGUAUUUCGAAACACGAGUUGACUGGAAAUGAAGAAUAUAAAGAAGGUCAGUACAUGACAAUACAUAUAACACCGGAAACCGAAUUUUCAUACGUCAGCUUCGAAAGCAAUAUUGCAUCAUCAAAUUAUGGAGAUUUGAUUUCCCGUGUUAUUAAGUUGUUUCAACCAUCGAAGUUUCUUGUCACCAUCUUUGUGAGUAAGACAUCGAAAUCAAUUGAUGCAGGACAUGAAUUAGACUAUAAAACAGCGAUUGGUGAGUGGAAACGACGCGAUAUACAAUAUUGCAGGUUUCCAGGCUACGAUUUGACUUAUGCCCACUAUUCCAAAUUUCCAAGCUGAGGGUUACUGAUAAUCUCAUUUAUCUAUCACUAUCCGUUUGUAAUAACAAAAAAUUUGAGUUUUUCGCACAUCAAUCAAAAACUUCUUGUUUCAAAAGCUGAACAGUUCCGAAAGUUACUGGUUGAAAGUGCAUCACAUGAAUAUGUUGAUAUUAUUAUUAACAUUUUGAUAAAUCUACUCUAUUGCAUACAGUUUCUUCAUUUCUAUAUCAAUGAAUACUCGCCACUGAUACUUUUUUCUUGGUGGCGCAACAAAAUUUCAUGAAUGCAAUUUUAUGCAAAUUUCAAUCUAUUAAUAUCUAAACAUAAAAUCAUUUGCUUUUAAACACAAUCUAAUUCAGACACUAGACAAAGAAAACCAGAAGACAAAUGGAAUGAAUGCUUUCUAUUAUAGCAAUUUUAUUUACGACGUAAAUUUAAUGACAUAGUUUCUGUUUUUUUGCAUUGCAUCUUGUUGAGUAAGUGCAAAAUAUCACUUGAUUGACACUUUUCAAAUUCAAAUGAUGAAUAAAUAUGUGAUAUGUUUGGCACUUUAUGAUUUGAAGCAAAAACUCCCAUGUUCAGACCAUAAACAUUUACUAUAAAUAGACAAACCGAAGAAAUCGGAUUUAGGAAAAGAUUAUACAACAGAUUAUGAACGGAUAGAGAUUGGUAGUGAGCAGAGUUAAAAAAAACCAUUUGGGCAUUUUAAAUAUUUCAAUUCAAUCUUGAGAAUUGCUUUUGGAAUAAAACUGUGUAUUCAAUAA